AUGGCUCAUAAAAUGAACGGUUAUGAUCAUCAUUAUCGUCGUGAUGGUGAUCAGUCGGUGAUUGACGUAGGGAAUAAUCAUAAUAUCAAAACGGUGAUUUUUACUGGUGGGCUAGAGUUUUCUAGCUUGACAUACACUGUGACAAAAAAGAAGAAGGUUGAAGGGAAAUGGUUGAGCGAAGAGGUGGACUUGUUGAAUAAGAUAACUGGGUAUGCGCCGAAAGGGUGCAUCACGGCGGUGAUGGGGCCGAGCGGUGCGGGCAAGUCGACUUUGCUCGACGGUUUGUCUGGGCAGAUUGCAAGUGGGAGUCUUAAGGGCAAGGUGUCCUUAGAUGGGGUAGAGAUGAGCCCUAGCUUGAUUAAAAGAACUUCGGCUUAUAUAAUGCAGGAUGAUAGGCUGUUCCCGAUGCUUACUGUUUAUGAGACGUUCAUGUUUGCGGCUGAUUUUCGGCUUGGCCCAAUCUCCACGGCUGAUAAGAAGCAGCGUGUGGAGAAGUUGAUUGAACAACUCGGCUUAUCUUCAUCGAGGAACACGUACAUAGGCGACGAAGGGACAAGAGGAGUCUCCGGCGGUGAGCGACGGCGUGUGUCAAUCGGCGUAGACAUAAUUCACGGACCAUCCUUGCUAUUUCUUGACGAGCCAACGUCCGGUUUAGACUCCACCAGCGCUCACAACGUGAUCGAGAAGGUUCACGACAUAGCUCGCACGGGCAGCACUGUUAUUCUCACAAUCCACCAGCCAUCCUCCAGAAUCCAGCUGCUUCUCGACCAUCUCAUUAUCCUCGCUCGAGGCCAGCUCAUGUUUCAGGGAUCGCCAAAAGACGUCACUCUUCACCUCACCCGAAUGGGAAGAAAACUCCCCAAAGGAGAAAACUCAAUCGAAUAUUUAAUUGAUGUGAUACAAGAAUAUGAUCAGUCCGAGUUGGGUGUUGAGGCCUUGGCGGAGUUCGCACGCACUGGGAUGAAACCGCCGCCGUUGACGGAGGAAGAAGAGGAUGCAUCUGUAGUCUCAACGGUUGAGCUUUCUCCGAUGCCACGACGGAAUCAAGUCGUUGAAGGAGUUUCCGGAAAAGGUGGAAAAAGGCUUCAUUUGCAGACAAGUAAUCGUCUAGUUGAUGAGUUUGAUCAUAGUGUAAGAAGUCCUUAUAACACGUCAAGAUCAUGGAGUGCUAGCCAUAGUGGGGUUGUCCAGACGCUCAGGUUUACUCCUCAACGAAAUGAUCUGAAAAUGAACCCAAUGAGCUCGUCACCCGGGUACUACACGUACUCGAGCGAAAUCCUCACAGGGACACCAACGCCGCAUAGCAGUGACUACACAGUGAACGAAAACGACUACUUGACACCAGGGGCCGGUCGGGCGGCCAUGGCCAAUCACGGUGGUGGUGCAAAGUAUGCAAAUUCCUUCUUCACCGAGUCGUGGAUUCUCAUGCGCCGGAACUUCAAGAACAUCCGUCGAACCCCCGAGCUCUUCCUGUCCCGACUUAUGGUGCUCACAAUCAUGGGGUUCAUGAUGGCCACCAUGUUCAUGAACCCCAAACAGAACGCGCAAGGAAUCACGAAUCGUAUUAGCUUCUUCAUCUUCACCACCUGCGUCUUUUUCUUCUCCUCAAACGACGCCGUUCCAGCUUUCAUCCAAGAACGUUUCAUUUUCAUCCGGGAAACUUCACAUAACGCCUAUAGGGCUUCUUCUUACACCAUUGCAGGAUUCAUCACCUACCUCCCGUUCCUCCUCCUCCAAGCCGCCGUCUACACCGGCAUAGUAUGGAAAGCUCUUCGGCUUCGUGGCUCCAUCUUGUAUUUCCUUAUCGUCCUCUAUUCUUCCCUCCUGUCAACCAACUCGUUCGUGGUUUUCGUCAGCUCCAUCGUGCCGAACUACAUUCUGGGUUAUGCGGCGGUCAUCGCUUUCACCGCUCUGUUUUUUCUCUUCUGCGGGUAUUUCGUCCACAGCCAUGCGAUUCCAGGUUACUGGAGAUGGAUGAACAAGAUCUCCACCAUGACUUACCCGUACGAAGGCCUACUCAUGAACCAGUACAGAACUGAUAAACCUUUUGGGAAGAACCCAAAUGGGAGUGACGUGUCUGGGUUCGAAAUCUUGGAUUCGCUGGGCAUCCAUGGCGAUGAAAAAGAGGAAUGGAAGAAGGUGCUUAUUAUGGUCGGAUGGGCUGUUUUCUACAGGGUUUUGUUUUAUAUAAUUCUUCGUUUCUUUUCCAAGAACCAGCGGACAUAG
This is a messenger RNA of Carica papaya (papaya), 2226 nucleotides long. RefSeq names its product ABC transporter G family member STR2-like. Gene Ontology annotation, biological process: transmembrane transport. Gene Ontology annotation, molecular function: ATP binding; ATP hydrolysis activity; ABC-type transporter activity. Gene Ontology annotation, cellular component: membrane. Lineage: Eukaryota; Viridiplantae; Streptophyta; Magnoliopsida; Brassicales; Caricaceae. The record is from RefSeq and is a predicted model, not a curated record.